AUGACCCUUGUCACGCACUCACCGUCGACAACACCUACCGUCGCCUCCGAAGCACCUGGUCUCCCGCCCCAACUGGGUGAGAGGCCACAGGGCACCAGAGUCGGGCAUGAGGCUAGAAAGGCGUACAAGGCUGCCGGAUUCUAUCCGCCCAUGCUGACUCACGUGCUAGGCAGAAGAGGACAUAUCGCUACACAGGUCUGUCUGGUCCACCAACCAAGCUACAACGCCCUCAAACGCUCCGCGGUAGGCUGCUCUGCAACUUCUCCCGACUACUGUCCCCUGUGCCUGUUCUUCUCCACGGCUCUCGAACGCAAGAAUGGCGCCUCGCGUCGUCCUCCUGCUCCCGAGGCCUUUAAAGACCACAAAAAGUCUCAGAUAUGGCUUGUGAGCGGUGACCAGGCGGUAUUUGAUCUGUCGCAACCAAAUGGCCUAUUCUCUUUACGUGUCAACGUCGGAAACAGUACUCUUAUCAAAGAGGCCGAUUUUAAUAUCACGUCUUUGCCAGAUGAUCCUCUUGCACUGUAUGGCGAUAUCAUUGGACGCUCUAUCAAUAUAAACCACGCCGGCAACAACAAUGGUUACGACGAAUACGCUGAGCGCAUAACACAAUGGUUGCGUACAUGCGAGAGUGAGCAUGUUGCAUGCCGGAAACCCGUCGUCGCGCACGACUCCAGAGACGGGUGUGAAUCGGUGGGUUUGGCCGAAGGUGACGAGUGCCCUCUGCCCAGCAGACUACUGGACGAAAGUCAUUGUGUAGACUUGGGGAUCGUCCGUCUUUGCGAAACGAUCGGAUUCAAAGGUCGAUACUGUGCACUGUCAUAUAGCUGUGGUCGAUCACCUUCGUUCAAGACGACGCGAGACAACUACGCGCGCAUGCUCGCCGGAUUUUCCAUCAACGACAACGACAUUGACAACAACAACACUGUGCCGACCACUAUCCGGGACGCUAUGCUGUUGACAUGCUCCCUGGGGAUUCGGUACCUGGGGGUAGACGCCCUGUGUAUUAUCCAGGACGACAAGCACGACUGGGCGGUGCAGACGGCUCGAAUGUACCAGGUCUACGGUUACGCGACGCUGACCAUUGCCGCCUCGGCGUGCAAAGACAAAUGGGACGAUCUAUUCCCGCGCCGAAGCACCCAGGACAAAAUUUCAAUCGUGUCGCCAUGCUCGAACGGGCUGGAGUCUGGAGUCAUGACAUUCUCAGCGCGAGACGGCUCGUUUGAAGAACUGCUCGACCGGUGUCCUUUGGCGAGCAGGGCGUGGACGCUCCAAGAACGGGCAUUGUCACGACGAACAGUCCACAUAACGACCGAACAAAUGUACUGGGAAUGUGAACGGCAUUGCGUGUCGGAGAACGGGUCGACUUUCGACGACAUUGCACGAGUCGGGAGCUUUGAACCGCGCAACAGAACCAGUAGUGGCACCUCUGCUACCAGCGGCGACACUCCGUCGUCGUCGAAUUUCAAACACGCCCUGCGUCGCUGGUGGGCCACGGUCAACGACUACGCCCAGAGAGACUUGUUCGCGGCAAGUGACAAGCUGCCUGCGCUCGCCGGACUAGCAAGGCAAUUCCACCGCGUGACCGGCUCGACGUACGUGGCAGGCAUGUGGCUGGAUGACUUCCCCAUGGCGCUUUUGUGGACCACGACGAUCGGAAGAUACAAAACAAAGACAGGGCACGGCGUCGAGAAAUGGCGCGGGCCUUCAUGGUCAUGGUUGUCGAUCGAAGGCGCGCUGAAUUGCGUAGGCCAUCGGAUCAUGCCGUCCGAGACAUUGACGGUCGUGGAACAGCUGGAAUUGGUCUCUGUGGACGUGGCCGUGAAGAGCCCCGACAACAUCUUCGGAGAAGUCACCCGAGCCGUCCUCCGCGUGCGUGGCAAGGUGCAGCGGCUCAGGAGGAGGCUCGUGAAGGCACAGUUCGACUAUGGCGGGUUCCUGGGGAACAUUGAACUUGGAUUUCCCGUUGAGAGUCGGGAUGAAGACGAUGACUUCCCAGACAACGAGGUGCGGUUCGACGAUGAAAUGGACGCCGGCGCACAGAGUACUACGUCGACAUGUGCACGUAAUCUGCCGGAAGAGUUUCUGUGCAUUCUCAUUGAUCGUCGAAAGAAUCCGGGAGGAAGUAAUCAAGAUAGGUUUGCUUUUCUAGUCAUCGAAGAAGUGGGAAAUGGCACAUUCAAACGCAUCGGCAGCGGCAAGGUCAAGGGUCGUUCGUGGUUCGACUUGUGUGAAACUGUCAAUCUGGAUCUUGUGUAG
Exophiala spinifera is the source of this 2256-nucleotide messenger RNA. RefSeq lists its product as uncharacterized. The transcript has 3 exons. The record is from RefSeq and is a predicted model, not a curated record. Lineage: Eukaryota; Fungi; Ascomycota; Eurotiomycetes; Chaetothyriales; Herpotrichiellaceae. Bases 1 to 2256 code for a protein of 751 amino acids.